UGCAGGCAUGCCAACCGUCGGUGUGUCGACGUCACGUCCGUUGGUGUUGUUCGUGGUGGUGUUGCGCUCCUGAAGCCGAAACUAGGAUCAAAAUCGAAAAAAACCGAAAUGGAGUACGCCAGGCGGAAGUACAAAAGCGGCAUUCGCAGCAGCGCAGUGAGAAGCAGCGUGGUAGCCAGCGGAGGCGGCGGCGGCGGCGGCGGGGGCAGCGGUAGACUGUGCGAAGUGAGGCGAGCGUACAAGGCGGCCGUGGUGCCGUGCAAAACGGGCCGUCGCAGGGCCCGGGGCAUGAGCAUGGGCCAGAAGGUGUCAGGAGUCAAGGCUGUCAACCGGGAUGCAGCCGCACCCUACAAGCCCGUCAUCCCAAGGGAACUGGCGCAGCCAGGGAGUAAUUUUAACCACGACGACGACGAGUCUGCGUUUAUUUUGGACGGGGGAUUUACCUUCGGCAUUUCGGUCUGGCGUGGUGGUGGUCGGUGGGUCCUUAUUUUCGAGGCUUUCGGGAUGCACUUGGCGUUUUUGGUGAUGAUUCUUUUUUUUGACUACGCAAAACGAAAAGUCAUUGGGUGUGAUAUCAAUUUCCUUUUUUGUGCCUUUAGUUGA
Messenger RNA from Zophobas morio, 603 nucleotides. RefSeq lists its product as uncharacterized. The transcript has 4 exons. The record is from RefSeq and is a predicted model, not a curated record. Lineage: Eukaryota; Metazoa; Arthropoda; Insecta; Coleoptera; Tenebrionidae. The coding region runs from base 109 to 603 and encodes 164 amino acids.